This is a messenger RNA of Effrenium voratum, 2790 nucleotides long. The record is from the annotation of a GenBank genome assembly. Lineage: Eukaryota; Dinophyceae; Suessiales; Symbiodiniaceae.
AUGAUCCCCGAGGGAUGCAGAGCGCCGCCUACCGAUGCAGUGCUCAAUCACCUCAGUCAGGAAUUUGACUUCCAUGAGAUUCGUGAGGCCACGCAGAAUUUCAGCGCUUCGCAUCGCUUGGGAGAGGGCACCUACGGGACAGUCUUCAGAGGAACCCUCCGAGAUGGCACAGAGGUGGCCAUCAAGGCAUUGGCUUCGCCCAAAGAAGGCGGCUUUCGAGAGGAGGUUGAGGUGUUGAGUCGCUUCCGCCACCCGAAUCUUGUGAUCCUCAUGGGCUUUGCAAGAAAUGGGCGCGAGCGCUACCUCGUGUACGAGCUACUUCCGGGGGGUGACGUUCAUGACAGGCUGAACAAAGACGCGAGUUUCACCUGGGAGAAGCGCUUGAAUGUUGUGCUGGACUGUGCGCUUGGUCUUAGCCAUCUGCACGGGUCCCGACCGCAAGUGUUUCACCGAGACGUCAAGACGCAAAACAUGCUAAUGGACAAGAAUGGCACGGGCAAGGUCGCGGACUUUGGCUUGGCCUGUUUGGCGCAGCCCAACCAGCGCUCACUCACAGUGCGUGAGACGUCUGGUACCCUGGGCUAUGCUGACCCGCUUUACAUUCGUUCAGGAGUCAUCACUGAGAAGUCGGAGGUGUACUCGCUUGGAAUGGUGUUGCUGGAGGUUCUCACGGGGAGACCGCCUGCGUUGCAGCACCCCAACGGCAAGAUUGAGUACCAGUUUGAGCACCUCAACGGUGACAUGAGUAAACUGGGGGCGAUGGUGGACCGCCGGGGGCGGUGGCCGCCGGCCAUGGCGGAGCACGUGGGGCACCUGGCGCUGCAGUGCACCUGCGAGCAGGCAGGCUACCGCCCCAGCUUCGUGGACAUCGUGAAGCAGUUGCGAACCUGGCUGCGAGAUGAAUCGUUGCAUCAGCCAGCUGUGGAAAGGGCUUCCAGUGGUGCAUCACCCAUGGGGCAGCCUGCCGGCUGGUAUGACAAUUCUCCCACCAGACGCGCCUCAGCACAGAACCAACCAACGCCGGCGCCAGUGACCGCCGCGCCUCCCCCGUGGCCCGUGAGGGCACCUGCAGAAGUCGGAGCUCGCGCGGCCAAAGAGGCCAACGUCCUCGGCAAUUCGCUGUUGCCAUGCGGAGGUGGUGGGCACACCCAGCAGGUCUCGCAAGCACGGCCUGACCCCAAGGAGAUCUUGGAGCAGCAGAGGCAGCAGCAGCAGCAACAGCAGCAAUUGUUGCGGGAGCAAAUGCAGCGAGAGACGAUGCAAAGGCAGCAGCUGCAGCGUGAGCUGCAGCGGGAAAGGGAAAGAGAGCGAGAGCAGCGGGAACAGCGGGAGCAGCAGGAGCAAAUGGCGCGGGAGCAGCUGCAGCGAGAGAGGCUGUUGAGGGAACAUCGUCAGCGUGAGGCUGAGAGGGCCGCAACAGCAACUCCGGCGCCGGAAGUGGUUCGAGAUAAGCUCCCUUUCCCACAGAGAGCACAAGUCCGCAGCGAGCGGACAGAGCCUGAACGCCCCCGCGGCGUGCCGGAGAUCUCGCGGUCGCCUGACCGAAGUUCCGAGACCUACAAACAGCGAAGCUCGCCAACCCAGGGUGGGAGCCCCAGCCCCAACGGCUACUCAGGAGCCGGCUUUGAUGUGCCCUUUCCGCCACGGAAGUGGCAGACUUUCGAAGGUGACGGCGUUGGCGCCACAGAUUCCACCAGGGCAGCCAAUACGGGCUCCACCGUCAGCAGCCAGAUCCUGUCUCCUGCAGAGCGGGAAGCCGAGCGCGAGCGGAACUUGCGAGUCCUGGAGGAUCUUUGCAUUAGCCGUGACAAGGCGAGCGAAGCACUCAAGCGAUGCUCCACAGUGGAGGCUGCCUUGGAGUGGAUUUACACCACCUACGGCAGCGCCCUGAAGAUGGGGGACACCGAAGACAGGAAGCUCUUCGUGGCCAAAAUGCCGGAGGACAUCCGGGAGGAAGAGAUCAAGAUCGUCUUCAACACAUAUGGGCCAGUGCAGGAGGUGGUGAUGCUGGGCCCCGAGCGCUCCAGGCCGGGCCAGCGGUGUGGCUUCGUGAUCUACGAGACGGCCGAGGCCGCUAGGUCCGCCGUGCAGGUCCUUGACAACGUCUACAAGUUCCGCGAAGGUGCGCCUGAACCGAUCCAUGUCAGCCUGGCCAGACCGCGUGGAGGCAAGGGUGCGGGACCUCCAGGCGCAGGCGGCGGCGGCGGCUUUGGCAAGGGAUAUGACCAGGGCUAUGGGGGCGGAGCAGGUUACGGCUGUGGCGGCUGCGGGGGCUGCGGCGGCUGCGGGGGCUGCGGUGGCUGCGGAGGCUGCGGCGGCUUUGACCAGGGCUACAACAAGUGGGGUGGAGACCAAGGGUACGGCGGCGGCUGUGGAGGAUGUGGAGGAUGCGGCGGCUGGGGCGGCGAUGGAUAUGGCAAGGGCUGUGGCGGUGGCUGCGGCGGCUGCGGCGGCUGCGGUGGCGGCGGAGGCGGCGGUGGCGGCGGCAAGGGAGAGCCCGGCACGAAGCUGUAUGUGGGCAACUUGCCAGGCGACGUUCAACGAGAUUCUCUGGAUGUGGUCUUCAAGACUUACGGCACUGUCACGGACAUCCAUGUUAUGACAGGAAAGUCCAAGAGCGGUCAGGCCUGCGCCUUCGUGCGCUACAGCACCCCUGUAGAGGCCAGCAAUGCCAUUGCAGCGAUGGCCCAAGGUUACGAGAUUAGGCCCGGUGAAGGAAACAUCAUCGUGAAGCUGGCUGAUGGACCUGAUGGCAAGGGCGCGAAGGGCGGCCGGCCGGGCCCGUAUUAG